Molecule: messenger RNA, 1188 nt
Organism: Styela clava
Lineage: Eukaryota; Metazoa; Chordata; Ascidiacea; Stolidobranchia; Styelidae
Source: RefSeq, a predicted model, not a curated record
CGUGAGCUUGAGAUCCCAUACAGCUUUCAUUGACAAUAUAAAUCUAUUUUCUCUCCAGCAGGAUCGAAGCUAAAAUUGUAACGUCAACAUGCGUUGUUUGAUCCUCCUUGCUAUUUUGAGUACGGCCACGGCCUUGCCACUGAAUUUUGGAACUUUCUUGGGAUGUGGCGACACAGGUACCUCGAUAUCCGCAUCAGCUGUCGCAAAAACUUCGUUUGGUCCAUGCGCUGAUUUGCAGAAGCCUGAUAUUGUCAUUGACGAUCCAUGUGUUGAAGUGAAGAAACCGUACGUGGAGGUUCAAUCUCCAUGCACCUUUAGACGACCUUGUUUCAGACGAAGCUCUUCGUGCCGAUGUGUUUCCUCGCCGUGCAUUACCAGAACAAUCACACGUACACCGUGCGUAAGAAGAACCACAUCGCCGUGCGUGAGAAGAACCAUAACACCACCGUGCGUGAGAAGAACCCUAUCGCCAUGCAGGACGAUCAUGCCACAACAGUGUAGAACUAUUACAAGAACGCCAUGUGUGAGACGCUCCUUCAGUUAUCCCUGCAUCCAAAGAAGACCAUGUGCCACGAGAAGAGUCAUUAACCCAUGCGUCACCAUCAAGCAACCGUGCGUACCAAAGAUAGUUGAAGAUCCAUGCAUCACCGUCGAGCAACCAUGCGUACCAACAAAAAUUGAAGCGCCAUGCUUACCAGUUAGAACCAUCGAUCCGUGCGUUGGUUUCAGUGCGACCGCUUGUGCAAGUGCUUCGGCCUCAACAUCAAGCACCUUUGGAACUGACUGCAUCGGAGGAGUAAGCGCUUCUGCAAGCGCUUCUACUUCAAAUGAUGUUAUAGUUUGAGGGUUCAAUGAAACGCUGUGUCAACCUCGGGAUAGAUAGAUGGUGUGGUUCUAGGAUAGAUUCUGUUGAAUCCCAGGGAGACAGCUGGAGUUAAACACUCCCUUAAUGUUGGAGAAAAGUAGUCAGAAAGGAGAGCGACUUUAUUGUUCCUUUUUUCCUUUGAAUGUUCUCUUCUCUUUGUGUGCAUGCUUGCACACCAAUUUGUCUGAUUAGUUCUCUUGCGUCUUCGUUUCUCUGCCUGUAUUAAAACCUAAAUAUUUGAAAACAAACUUUUUAAAUGUAUUUAGGUUUGUGCGUAUCUUUUUGUGUUUUGUCUCGUUGAAUAAAUAUCAAAAUUGCCUCCA